GCUCUGAAACAUCAGCCGGAUCGCGCGGAUUGCAGAGCCUAGAACCGAACGAAUGGCGUCGACUGUGCCGCGAAGCGAGUUGAAGUUCACCAAGAUGUGCAGGCAUUGGAUCGCAGGGAAGUGCAACAUGGGUCAAAGCUGCAACUUUGCUCAUUCAGACCUGGAGCUCAGAGAGCAGCCGAACCUCGUGGCCACCCAGCUCUGUUUCCGUUUCUCCGCCAAAGGCAGAUGUAAUAAAGGUGCCAAGUGCACCUUCGCCCAUGGUCGAGAGGAGUUGCGCAGAACUGAGAAACGUCGAGACUCGCGACGUGCGAAUCUGGAGCCGAUGAGGGUCAAACUGCAGGAUGACUGCAGGGAUCAAGUGGCCGUGACAAGCGUCACACUGGCAAGCGCACCCAUGUCCGUACAGGAUUUGAGCUGCGGGCUGCUCUCGGUCAUCUCGCCGCCUCCGGGACUGGAACCGCCGACACGUCAGCCUUUGAGCAUCGAUGCGCUCCUACGCAAGGACUGUUCCGAGACGGUCAGUUUGGCAUCCACCCGUAGCCCCAGAGAUGAAAUGUGAGGUUGAAUGGGUGCACCAUGGUCCACCGCCUCGGCAUCCAGUGUCCAAAUCUUCCCGUAGUUUCAAGAGUUUAUGACUGCAAGCGAACUUCGGCUUGGAGAAGCCACUAGAAGCCACUAGAAGCAUCGUGUACAGCCGAGAUGUACAGACACUGCCUCAGUCAGUGUAGCUUCAACAAAGUCAACAAAGUCAACGGUACUUCCCCCAGGAACCUUUGUGUCGCUUUCUGUUC
Cladocopium goreaui is the source of this 794-nucleotide messenger RNA. The record is from the annotation of a GenBank genome assembly. Lineage: Eukaryota; Dinophyceae; Suessiales; Symbiodiniaceae.